GGCACGAAGCUCCAUCAGCAGACUCGCAAAGCCAUUGCAAAGUGCCAACCAGCUUUGAUGACUGCAAUCUGCAAGUAUAAUGGCUACUGUGAGCGUCUCGAGAGCCUCUAUGACCCAUCUUGGGGUGUCCCGCUCCCCGCUCCUCUUCCUACCAAACUCGCUGACCUUCGAAAUGAUCCGACGUUGAUGGAGGAUGUUUGGAUCACCCCAUCCGUAGGAGAUGUCCCCCGUUGGAUGGAAGACGCCGACGUACGAGAUGGGAUACGAGCUUUGCUGAAACGACAGCGAUGUCAAGAGGAACAGCGCCGUCUUGGGUUCGAAGCCGACAAUCUCUGUCGAUGGUUUAGAGACGAGUUGGCUGCACUAGAGGUUGCCCUACGUUCUCCUGCAAGUAAGUCAUUUUAG
Molecule: messenger RNA, 405 nt
Organism: Suillus clintonianus
Lineage: Eukaryota; Fungi; Basidiomycota; Agaricomycetes; Boletales; Suillaceae
Exons: 1
Source: RefSeq, a predicted model, not a curated record